This is a messenger RNA of Asterias rubens (European starfish), 784 nucleotides long. Its product is annotated as HCLS1-binding protein 3-like. The record is from RefSeq and is a predicted model, not a curated record. Gene Ontology annotation, molecular function: phosphatidylinositol binding. The coding region runs from base 71 to 784 and encodes 237 amino acids. The transcript has 6 exons. Lineage: Eukaryota; Metazoa; Echinodermata; Asteroidea; Forcipulatida; Asteriidae.
GCAACCAGCAUCCUGUUGUCUGCUGUCACUUUUUAGUCUUCGCAGUUCCCACCCAGUUUAUACCUAAAAAAUGACGGCUGCUAUUGCGACUUCGAGGGAACUCAAGAAUAAAGAGACGGGUCUGGACAUAUCAGUUCCGGAGUAUCGAGAAGUGAGUGGACUGCUGACUAAGUAUGAGGAGUACCAUGUGAUUGUCAUCACAAGGCUUUCACACUUCAAGACGAACAGGAACAAAACAGACGACACUGUACAGUUUAUGGUUACAAAGAAGUACGGUGACUUUGAAGCUCUACACAAAACCCUGACGGAGCGUUUCCCAGCGACGAUCUUCCCCGACAUGCCGCGUAAGUUGUUCAUGAUGAAGGACAGUACUCCGCAACAGAGACGCGCAUGUUUUGACAGCAUCAUGCGAUUCAUCGCCUCCAACACAAAAGUCUGCUCCUGCGCUCCUGUUCUGCAAUUUCUCGGUGUAAAUCCAGACAAAGUGAAUGAGCUUGAAAAUGACCAGGACUCGACUCAAACUGAUGAGGCAGACAGUAAAAGCGCAGCAUCAAGUUCAACGUGGAAACGGAGUACCGUAUCAAGUUCGGGAAGCCAGCAGUCAAGCUUGUUCAGUGACGAAGUAGAGGAUGAGUUUGACUUCUUCAAAGAAACGUCAGGAGGACCAGGAAACAGCAAUGAGUUGCUCGAUGAGGACGACCUGUUCUCCACAAACCCCAACACAGCGUCAAGCUUAGCGGACAAGAAGGGAGAUUUUAAGAACUUAAGAUGGAAAUAUGGAUAA